AUGGAAAAUGAUUUGGCUAGAGAUGCUAGUGUAGAAGAACAGGAAUGUGAUAUAUCGGAAUCAGAUACUGUCGAAUAUCCUUACUGUCGCGAAAAAAUGCAAUGGAUGCAGGAAGGAUGGCAAACACAUGAAUGUUAUGCAUCUUACGGUGUAAAUGGAACGUUCUGUUCGUUCAGGAUUUAUCUUUCUGAGGUCGAAAAGUAUUGUCCGAUUUUGUCGUGGCGAACAGUCAUAAAAGAUGAUAUUGCAGUUUUGCCUGAAAAUGAAGUACUCCCGGUAAAACGAAUUUUGUCGGACCUUCUUAAACUUAUGUUUGAUAAUAAGCUUAAUUAUGAAUUUAUAAGAAAUCGAAUUUCUCAUUUAUGGCCUAAAUGGUUGAGUGCUUACAAUGAACUGAUAAUCAAAUGGCCAAAAGUUAUAUCUUCACGAUCAAAACUCAAUAUAAUAGUGCACAUGGGUUUUCUGAGCAAGGAAAGUGGUUUCAAAUUCGGUGAGCUAUCAUCUACCGGUGGACCACUUGGAGAACUUGUGCAAUGGUCCGAUUUGAUUGCAGCACUUUAUCUUUUGGGCCACAAUCUUAUGAUUUCUACUGAAAUUAGCACACUAAAAAAAAAUUUACAGAAAAUCGAUUAUAAUUUUCCUUGUCCACUUCAAGGUGGAGAAAUAAUUAAUCUUCUUUUCACUGAUAUUAUUGGCCUCAAGUAUCUCCGUGGAAGAAUGAGUGAUUUUUUUAACAAAAUGAAGUGUAAAUUACGAGUUCUGGAUUCAUUCGGUACACAUGCGGAAUUCAAUUCUCAAAAUUACUUCAUCACUCAUAAAAAUUCAUUGGGUGGAUCAGGGAGUAAUCCGUGGGGUAACCAUCAGUUGGAUUUGCAGCAGUUCAUGACUAUGUUUCCUCAUACAGAUGAUAACACUUUUCUCGGCUUUGCGGUGGAUAUGCAUUCAGUUAACCAGGAUAUCAAGAGAGAUAAUAUUACACUGGUUUAUGGCAAAGCAGGCUAUAUGUGGAAAAAUGCGAAACGACUCAUAGAAAGAGUACGAAAAUUUACGGAUGUGCAUGCAACAGUUAACGAUAGUCUUGGUUUUCCAUUUGAAGGCCCUGCACCAUUAGAAGCCAUUGCAAGUGGUGUUGUUUUCAUCAACCCUGCGUUUAAUCCUCCCAAAUCACGGAAUACAUCUGAUUUCUUCAAGGACAAACCAACUUUGCGUAAACUAACGAGUCAAAAUCCCUAUGCGGAGCUUUUUAUCGGUAGGCCCCAUGUAUUAACUGUUGAUAUUGAAAAUUUAUCGCAAGUGGAAGAUGCAAUACAUGAAGCUUUACUUUCGAAACCUACUGCGUAUAUUCCUUUCGAAUUCACAAUUUUGGGAAUGCUGCAGCGAGUCAGUAUUCUUGUUUCCAAACAGGACUUUUGCCAUGUCGGUCGUUUUCCUCCUCCAAAUGCGAUGUUGACCGUUGAGGCAGUUCCAAUGCAAUCUUGUCAAGAUGCAUGUCGACAAUAUAAUCUUAUGUGUGAGCGUUCAUUCUUCCGUGUCGUAAAUGUGCCUGGAUUUCUGAACAAGAGUGGGUCAUGUGCGGCACUGAGAAGUACCUCAAGUCCAUAUGCACCAUAUGAAUGCUCGAAACAAGAAAAUCCAGAUUUGUAUAGUUGUGCAUCUGUUCCCAUCACUCCGAGCAUCCGACGAAUCUGCCCUUGUCGUGAUUUUAUACGGGGCCAGACAGCCCUCUGUUCUUUUUGUUUAUGA
Molecule: messenger RNA, 1743 nt
Organism: Acanthocheilonema viteae
Lineage: Eukaryota; Metazoa; Nematoda; Chromadorea; Rhabditida; Onchocercidae
Source: the annotation of a GenBank genome assembly